Rhagoletis pomonella (apple maggot) is the source of this 485-nucleotide messenger RNA. Its product is annotated as esterase SG1-like. NCBI's taxonomy places the organism in Eukaryota, Metazoa, Arthropoda, Insecta, Diptera, Tephritidae. Bases 30 to 485 code for a protein of 151 amino acids. The transcript is spliced from 3 exons. The record is from RefSeq and is a predicted model, not a curated record.
CUGACUUCUUUCGAAUAACGUUAAUCAAAAUGCAUAAUCGUCUUAUAAUAAUUUUAAUAUUUUAUUUGAAUGUUGCUACCACAAAAGCAGACGCGCCGGAAAUUUGCAUUGACUCAUUGGGAUGCAUUGAGGGCAUUUAUGAACCUGGAAACGAAGUUGAAAGAUAUGCAGCUUUCUAUGGCGUGCCAUUUGCUAAGCCGCCGAUUGGUGAAUUAAGAUUUAAAAAUCCCGUACCAGUUGAGCCAUGGAAUGGCAAACUUCUAGCAAAAGAGCCGCAUACAGAAUGUACACAAAGGAAUUACCUUUUAACUCCCCUUAAUACAACUGGCGAUGAAGACUGUCUUUAUUUGAAUGUGUAUCGACCUGCGGUGAGUAUUUUCACUUUUCAACGUUUUUCAUCGCACACCAAUCCAAUAUACAUGCAAAUUUAUGUGUCCGAUAUUUUGCUGAGCAAGUGGCAAGCCUACAACCCCUUGGAAAUUUGA